CUGCUGCUGUGGAAGAAACAAAGCGUGUAGCAACCAUUAUUCUAGAUGUUUCAGAGCCACUUGCUUCUGCCUCUGACAGCCUGACGUCUUCUUCAGCUCCACAGGUGGCCACAGAACUAACUGAAACUAUUGUUGUGAAAGAAAAAAUACUUUCUCCAACCAAGAGAAAACCAACAGAUCCAAAAUCUUCCCCAGAACAUGCUACAGAGGAGGUGGCACAGUCAAAGCAAGAGCCUAGCAGUCAGAAGCCUUCACUGAGCUCAGAGGAGCAAAUUGAAACUGUUGCUGAGGAAGAAACAAAAGUUAUACCAACCAGAGGGAAAUCAAUGGGUGUUAGGGUUUCCACAGUUGCAGAGCCAGAGUUUGUUCACGCACAAGCUAAAACUAUUGUCCUGGAACAAACUAAGCUUAUCCCACCUAAGAGGAAGUCAAAGAGUACAGAAACUCCUCUUAAACAUGCUGACACUGAGCCACACCAGACAAGGAUAGAACCUAAAGAUCAAAAAUCAUCUUUUAGUUCUAAUGACCUGAGUAUUGUUACUGAAGAAACAAAACUUGUACCGACCACCCGAAAGUCAAACACUGGUGACUUUUCCAAAACUUACGAAGCAGUUGUUACCCAUGUUAGAUCACUUGAUUUGGAGUCUGAGCAAAAAAAGAAACAGCAUGAUGGUCAAAAGUCUUCAACUCCAGAGGUGGUCAAAGAACCGACUCACAGUCAGAAGCUAUCUUCAACACAAGAAUUGGUCACAGCACCACUUGAAGUAAGUUCUGUGGAAAAAGGAAAGCUGUCACCAACCAAAAGAAAGUCAAAGGGUCUGAAACUUUCCCCAGAAGGUGCUACCACAGAGCUGACAAAGAGUCAGGAAGAGCUUGUCAGUCAGAAGCCAUCUACAACUGAAGAGUUGGUCACAGCAACAACUCAUAUUACUGUUGUGGAAAAAGAACAGCUGUCACCUACAAAAGGAAAGUCAAAGGGUCUUAAACAUUCCCCAGAACUUGCUGCCCAAGAGUUGAUAAAGACCAAGGAAGGCCCUCAGACUCAGAGGCCAUCCUCGACUCAAGAAAUGGUCACAACACCAAGUGGAAAUAUUGUUGUGGAUAAGGGAGAGCUUCCACCAACCAAAAGAGAGUUAAAGGGUCUAAAACUUCCCCCAGAACCUGCUACCACAGAGCUGACAAAGACCAAGGAAGAGCUGGACAGUCAGAAGCCAUCUUCAGCCCCAGGUGUGGUCACAGCACCAACUGAAAUAAGUACUGUGGAAAAAGGAAAGCUUUCACCAACCAAAAGAAAAUCAAAGGGUCUUAAACUCUCCCCAGAAGUCGCUACCACAGAGGUGACAAAGAGUCAGGAAGAACCUGUCAUAGAGAAGCCAUCUCCAGCUCAAGAAUCGGUCACAACAACAACAACAACAACUGAAAUUACUGUUGUGGAAAAAGGAGAGCUCUCACCUACCAAAGGAAAGUCAAAGGGUCUUAAACCCUCUCCAGAAGUUGCUACCACAGAGCUGACAAAGACCAAGGAAGAGCAGGACAGUCAGAAGCCAUCUUCAACUCCAGGUGUGGUCACAACUCCAACUGAAGUAAGUACUGUGGAAAAAGGAAAGCUUUCACCAACCAAAAGAAAAUCAAAGGGUCUUAAACUCUCCCCAGAAGUCGCUACCACAGAGGUGACAAAGAGUCAGGAAGAACCUGUCAUAGAGAAGCCAUCUCCAGCUCAAGAAUCGGUCACAACAACAACAACAACAACUGAAAUUACUGUUGUGGAAAAAGGAGAGCUCUCACCUACCAAAGGAAAGUCAAAGGGUCUUAAACCCUCUCCAGAAGUUGCUACCACAGAGCUGACAAAGACCAAGGAAGAGCAGGACAGUCAGAAGCCAUCUUCAACUCCAGGUGUGGUCACAACUCCAACUGAAGUAAGUACUGUGGAAAAAGGAAAGCUUUCACCAACCAAAAGAAAAUCAAAGGGUCUUAAACUCUCCCCAGAAGUCGCUACCACAGAGGUGACAAAGAGUCAGGAAGAACCUGUCAUAGAGAAGCCAUCUCCAGCUCAAGAAUCGGUCACAACAACAACAACAACAACUGAAAUUACUGUUGUGGAAAAAGGAGAGCUCUCACCUACCAAAGGAAAGUCAAAGGGUCUUAAACCCUCUCCAGAAGUUGCUACCACAGAGCUGACAAAGACCAAGGAAGAGCAGGACAGUCAGAAGCCAUCUUCAACUCCAGGUGUGGUCACAACUCCAACUGAAUUAAGUACUGUGGAAAAAGGAAAGCUUUCACCAACCAAAAGAAAAUCAAAGGGUCUUAAACUCUCCCCAGAAGUCGCUACCACAGAGGUGACAAAGAUGCAGGAAGAGUCUGUCAUUCAGGAGCCAUCUCCAGCUCAAGAAUUGGUCACGGCAACAACUGGAAUUACUGUUGUGGAAAAAGAAGAGCUCUCACCAACCAAAAGAAAGCCAAAAGGUCCUAAAGUUCCCCAAGAGCGUCCUACCACAGAGCUGACAAAGACCAAGGAAGAGCAGGACAGUCAGAAGCCAUCUUCAACCCCAGAUGUGGUCACAACUCCAACUGAAUUAAGUACUGUGGAAAGAGGAAAGCUUUCACCAACCAAAAGAAAAUCAAAGGGUCUUAAACUCUCCCCAGAAGUUGCUACCACAGAGGUGACAAAGAGUCAGGAAGAGCAUGUCGUUCAGAAGCCAUCUCCAGCUCAAGAAUUGGUCACAACAACAACUGAAAUUACUGUUGUGGAAAAGGCAGAGCUUUCACCAACCAAAAGAAAGUCAAAGGGUCUUAAACUUUACCCAGAAGUUGCUACCACAGAGGUGACAAAGACCAAGGGAGAUACUGUCAUUCAGAAGCCAUCUCCAGCUCAAGAAUUGGUCACAACAACAACUGAAAUUACCGUUGUGGAAAAGGGAGAGCUCUCACCUACCAAAGGAAAGUCCAAGGGUCUUAAACCCUCUCCAGAAGUUGCUACCACAGAGCUGACAAAGACCAAGGAAGAGCAGGUCAGUCAGAAGCCAGAAACAGCGUCAACAUUGAAAAAGAUACUUGAAAGAUCUACUGAUGUACAGCCUGAAGAUACAGAGAUGAAAUGUGAUAGUGUGAAGCCUGCCCCAGAUUUAGAGGUAGUCACAGGGCUGACUGAAAUCUCUGUAGUGGAAGAAACUGAAAUUUUUCCUCCAAAGAGAAGGUCAAAGAAUCAAACAUCUUCUCCAAACAUUGCGGAUACAGAACCAACACAGAAAAAGGGGGAACCUACCAAUCAAGAGUUUUCAUCUAGUUCAAGAAAGGAAAUAAAAACUGCUGUUGUGGGAGGACUUAAGCUUGCACCAACCUGGAGAAAGCCAAAGAGUCCAGAACUUUCUAGACCCACACAGAUGGCUCAUAUGGAACCCGAACAAGAUAAGAAACAGAUUAAGAGUUCAGAGCUUACCACAGCUUCAGAGACCUUACCUUUUGUGGAAAUGGACUCACAGCAACUACAAGCACCAGAGACCACAAUGCAGAAAAUUGAUAUUGUUGGUGAAAGACAACUUCCAAUCAAGGAUGAUGCUAAAUCAGGUGUCCCUCAACAAAUGAUACCUGCUGAGGAGAGUCAAACCACUGUUAAAGAUGUCAGUCCAGUAUGUGAGAUGUUUACUCCUCAGGUUGGUGUCACCAUUCAGGAGCUCCCAGGAAAGAAAGUUGCUACAGUUAUUCUAGACACAAAAGUGGAUACUUGUACUUCAUCUCAUCAUGCUGUACCUUUGAAGUCUGUCCCCACACCCAGUGAAUUACAGCAGUCUAAAGACAGAUCUAAAGAGGCCCCACAGCAGACCAUUACUCAGUCUACAGAAAGAGACUUAAGCACAGUGCCUAAAACACAGCUGCCUCUCUCCCCUGAGCCUUCUGAUACACCAAGUGUGGCAGACUACAUACACAAGUUAUGGGAAAACACAGAAGAGAAACAGAAGCGAUACCUAGUCCUCGAUCUGCCUGAUACAGGUGUCACACCAACACAUGAAAUAAAGCCAAGUCAGCCGGAGGCAGAGACUGUGGUUGAAAGUGACUCCAUUCAACCCACCUCUGUGGUUUUUGCAGGGCUAUGGCCUUACAAGGGAGAGAAAGACAUUUCAGAAAAAAGCUCUGCUGAGCAAGACAUAAUAAAACCAAGUGAAACUGUGAGUCAGCUGAAAGUCACACAGGAACAACCCAAAGAGUUUAAGGAUUAUGAUAUACAGAAAGAGCAUGUUAAAGUGUUGACAUGUGAUGUGCAUGAUGCACCCAAGAGUCUUGAUGAAAAGUCUGUUAAGAAAAUCCACUUGGAGCCUGAAGUGCGCAUUUUACAACUAGAUAUACAAACCAGUCCAGACAAGGAUGAAAAUGCAUCUGUCACAAAAGCAAUCAGACCAAUUCCAACAAGUAUCCAGAGCGAAACAGUGCCAGACAACAAAGAUAUAACUACUGCUGAUGUUGAGCCAGAGAAGGUUGCAAUUAAGAUGACUACAAUAGAAGUGCGCGAAAGCAGUACUGAACACCAUGAACAGCAUCCGCUAGCAUUGCCCCCAGAUGAGGCAGGGACAGAAUUUGUAGAAAUAAGCAUAUCUGAGCAAGGUAUGGCAAAACCAAGCCAAACUGAAACUCAAAGAAGGCACCUAAAAACCACCAAGGAAAGACCCAAAGUGGUCAAGGAACAUGGUGUCCAAGAACAGCAACCGACACUGUCAACACAAAGCAUUGACAGUGUACCCAAGAGCUUGGAUAAAACAUCUGUUACGAAGGAGAAAAUCCACAUGGUCCCUGAAGUGCGCAUCCCACAACUUGAUAAACCCACCAAUUUAGAGAAGGAUAAAAAAGCAUCUGUCACAGCAGCAGAAGAGCCAAUGAAAGAUACUGCCCAAGCAAGCAUCAAGAGCGAAAGCAUGUCGGAAAUCAAAGGCAUUACCCCUGUUGAUGUAAAGCCAGAGAAAGCUGCAGGUGAAAUGACAAAGACGAAGGUGCAAAAAAGUGGUACUGAAUGUCAAGACAGUGUAGCUCAAAGGGGCUCUGCUCAACCCACCCCUUCUGAUUCUGAAUCAUUGCAACCACACAAAACAGAGACAGAAUUUAUAGAAAUAAGCUUAUAUGAGCAAGACAUAAUAAAACCAGGCGAAACUGAUAUUAAGACAGGACUCUUGAGAACUGCAAAGGAUAGACCUACAGAACUCAAGGAACAUGGGGUCCAGAAAGAGCAUGAUUUAACCAAGAGCCUGGAUGAAAAGACUGUUGGCAAGGAGAAAAUCCACAAAGGGGAAAGAGUGCUCAUUUUACAACCAGGUACACAAGCCACUAUAAAGCAGCCUGAAGUCACAUCUCUUAAGAUAGCAAAGGCAUCAAAGACUGAUACAGAUCAAACAAGUAUCCAGGGCAAAAAAGUGCCAGAAAAGAAAGACAUGACAUCAGCGAAUGUACAGCCAGAAAAGGCUGCAGAUCAGAAGGCCAUGGUGGAAGUGAAGACCAAGGAGAAACCCAAAGAGGUCAAGGAUCGUGAUGUGCAAGAAAUGAAAGCUAAAGUGUUGACAACAGACAUGCGUGAUGCACCUCAGAGCCUGGAUGAAAUAACUAUUGUGGAGGCGAAAAUACCCAAAGGAGCUGAAGUGUGCAUUGUACAACCAGGUACACGAGCAGCUAUAAAGCAGUCUGAACUCACUCCUGUUACGAAAACAAAGACGCCAAAGACUGAUACAGAUCAAACAAGUAUCCAGGGCAAAAAGGUACCAGAAAAGAAAGACCUGACACCAGCUGAUGUUCAGCCUAAGAAGGCUGCAGUUGAGAAGGCCAUGGUGGAAGUGAAGACCAAGGAAAAACCCAAAGAUGUCAAGGAUCAUGACGUACAAGGAGUGCAAGCUAAAGUGUCGACAAAAGAUGUGUGUGAUGUACCCCAGAGCCUGGAUGAAAAGACUCUUAGAAUGGAGAAAAUCCAAAUGGGCCCUGAAGUGCGCACCCUACAAUUAGAUAUGCCGUCCAGUCUAAAGAAGGAUGAAAACGCAACUGUCUCAAGUACAGAGGAGACAAGGAUAGAUAUAGUUCAAACAAGCAUUCGGAGUGAUAGAGCCCCAGAAAACAAAGAUAAAACUACUCCUGCUGUCAAGCUAGAGAAGGCUGCAAUUCAGACAAGAGUAGAAACACAACAAAUUCCCACUGAAAUGCAAGAGAAUGUGAUUCUCAGUGACUCCAAGCAACCCACUUCUGUUGCUUUUACAGCUGUGCAGCCAAGUGAAGAGACAACAUUUGCAAAGGUGUACAAGACUGACAAGAGAUCCCCUGCAUCACUGCAGGCAGUUCAGAAAUCUUCAGCUGACUUUAUCUGGGGUGAGGUAAGCCUGGUGGAGGGAUUGCCCCUUCAGGAAAGCAAAACUCAAGCAGAAGCAGCUUUUAUGAAGACUGAGAAGCUUUCUCUGAGGGAACCAAAAGGAUCCGCCAUGAGGACCAUCUUCACAGAGAUACACCUACUCUCAGGGACAGGACCCACCUGUCAAUUUAUUGAGGGUAAACCAUUGGAGGCUGCUCAAGAGGGUCUGAUUACAUCCACCAGUGAUCUGGACAACCGUCUAAGCAGGCUGGUGUCGAAAGUCUUGAGCUGCAAGAACCAGCCAGCUGAGCUCAACCCAACAGCCAUGGCCAAGCAGCUGGAGGAAGUUCAGGAGUGCAGAGAAACUGCCCAGGCACAGGUGUCAUUGCUUUCUCAGCUGAAAGGAGCUGAUGCUGAGAACAAGGAUGCUUUGGAGCAUGUAACGGACCAGUGGACUGCAGCUGUACAGGAUGCAGCUGCUGUCAUCCAGACUAAAGAGGCCCAACUGCAGCUGGUGACUGAUUACUGCAAACAGACCCAAGAAGCUAAGAACACACUGGAUAGACUGACAACAGAACUGGCUGCUGUCAGAACGCCCCCAGAGGAGAGCAGCUCCAAGGAGGCAGAGCGACUGUGCGCCUUACUGAGAAGUACGGAGGAGAACAGAACAGUACUUGGGGAGCUGCUCGUGACCCAUACCAAGUUAUGCCCCCACCUCAGCUCUUCUGAGCGAGCUACCGCACAGACUGGGCUGAAGAACCUACAAGGGAAGUGGGGCGGCCUAGAAUGGGCUGUGGAGAGGUCAUUGUAUCACACAAAUGUCCAUGCUCAGGAGACCAGCAGCCUUCUGUCGGCGAUAUCAGGUCUUCAGGAACAAUUGGAGACAACUAUCAAAGACCUUGAAGCCAUGUCUCCUUCAGCUACGCAGUGGAAUUGCAAGAAGGCACAGCAGCUGAUGGUGGCAAACGCUGAUGUUAAAGCUGCCCAGCAGAAAUACCUUCAUUUGCAGCAGCUUUCAGAGGCAGUUCUACGCUUGCGAAGGGAGAGGGAUACAACAGAGAUACAGCAGGGGCUUCAGAGGAUCAAAGACCAAGUUUGCCGUACAGAGGAACUGGUGUCCUCACAAACUCAGAACAGCACCAACCCCAUCAUGGAGAAAAUUAUCGUGGUGAUGAGGGAUGGCUUUGCCUGGGCGAAGCAAACAGAGAGUGACAUUGAGGGCAGGAGGAAGAGGGUGGCUCUCCUCCCUGAGGAGGUUCACAGGCAACUCAGAGAUCUGAAGAAGCUGCAGUCUGAGGUCAUGGCCAAACAGGGCCAACUGGAGUCCCUGGUAGAGGAGGUGACGGAGCUUCUUCCACAGCUGGACCAGGCUGAGGAGGUGCCCAUGGUGCGCUCCUCUCUUGAAUCCCUUGAAGAUCUUUCAAAGUUAACCACUGAGAAGCUAGCCAAGGCUGUGAGAGAUAUAGAGUCAGGACUGCAGACCAGAGAGAAACUGUCAGAGCAGAUUGCUGACCUGGACUCCUGGGUUUUGGCUCAUCUGCAUAGAGAUGCCUCCAGGAGUCCAGACAGUGAGCUCAGGAGCCCGACUGAACUUGAUCGUAGAGUACGUCAGAUCCAAGAGACCCUGGCUGAGGCUGAGAAGCAGGCCGCUGUCUGUGAGGCUCUUUUAAUGAAGAGUAAAGACAUUGCCCCUGAACUCAGUAUCACAGAGAACUGCCAGCUUUUUGAUAAGCUUACAGACCUCCAGAGGGACAUCAGAGCCAUCAGUAGCUAUGAGAAGGCCAACAAAAAUGAGCUGGACACACUCACUCAGACUGUAGAUUCGAGCAAGAAAAACUUGAUCAUCAUUGAAACAAGCCUGAGGCAGAUGUUAGUAGAUGUGAAUAGACACAAGUUCCCCAUCACAAGCGAGUCCCUGCAAGCUUUGGAGCCUUUCAAACACAUGAUUUUAGAACACAAGUCCCAGCUUGACCUUCUGCAACCGUGGAUUCCCCAAGAAAAGUCAAGAGAAUUGCACUCAGUCAUUUCUGAACUUCUCAGCAAAAUGGUCACCCUGGAAAUUAAAGCUAGAGGUCACGAGGAGUACCUGAACAAGAGGCAGUGUGUGGAGGACCUCAGGGAGAGUGUUCAGGAGCAGGUCUCUCACACCAAAGAUGACAAAAGGGAGCCUGAGGACAGGUGUAAACUCUGUCAGACCCUCCUUGUCCAGCUUCCUCUUAUAAAGUAUAUGUCUGAGGAAGCUGGCUCCAAGCUCCAGAUGAUCUCUGCUGACCUUUACCCCUCACAGCUGAGCACAGAGCAACAGAGACUGAAACAGAACGAGGAGAGCCUUCAUACCUUGGAAAUGACGCUCUACAACAACCUCAGUAUUAUUGAGUGGAGCCUGCAGAAGGAACUGGACCUUAACUCAGAGAAGGCAUCCACUCAGGCCUUCCUCCUGAACAGCCAGCAGGAACUCCAGACACUCCCCAUGUUGGAACCAAAUGAAACAGUAAUUGACAACGAAUACCAGAGAAUUAUGUCUUUGAAAAAGACGGUCGAGUCAAGGAUAAGAGCACUGGAGGUUCUGGAGCAAAAGAAGGGAAGUAGGAAAGGAAGUGGAUCCAAAGAUCUGAUGGAGUUGAAGAAAUCAGUCCUCAGGGAAUGUGACUCUCAUAUGGAGAACAUCUCCCAGGCCAAGGAGUCUCUGAGAGGCUACACAUGUGCUGUUAGACAAGCAGCACAAUUCCUGCGGGACAUCGAGUUCUCUCUGCUGCCACCGCAGGGCUCUGCUGGACCUUGCUCUGAACGGCUGGAGGAGACCCAGCAGGCUUUGGUCUCGCUGCAGCAGCAGUUCCAGACCCACGUGGAGAAACUCCAGAGUCAGGUUAUCCUGCAUCCUUACCUGUGCCCCCAGAAGUUGGAGCAGUUCCAGGAGAACAUUCUGAGCCAGCUCCUGGUGAGGAUGUCCACUCUCCAGGCAAGGGGACACCUACGACUGGAGCAUCUCAGCAGUUGUGCAGAACAUCACAGAAAAUACACUAAGUACCAAGAUGAAAUUAUCCAGAGUGUGAAGAGUGCAGAGAACAGCCUGUCACAGUUCAUCUGUCAAAAGGUCACUUGUCUCGCCGACUGCACCGACCAGCAAACCAAGCUCGGAGUUCUGUCCGAGGAGGUGGAGUCCCUGCAGAGGCAUCUACAGGAGCUGAAAGAGUGGUGCCCAGAGCAGAGCUGUCGUGGAGGGAGGGAGGCCAUCGUGGCUGCUCUCUGGAAACGUGUAGCAAGGCUACGUCGCUGCACACGAGAGCUGACAACUCGUAAUAAGCAGAGCAUCGCAGAAUGGAGCGAAAUCACCAACAGUGUGGAGAACGCCUCUGCCCUCCUAGAUCAGGUGGAGGCAGAGCUCCCUGAUGGCUCCUGGGUGAAGGCCUCCACUGAGGACCUUCACGAGCUGUUGCAGUCCUGGGAGCAGUACCAGGACAGACUGGACUGUGAACACAGAGCCCUGUCCGCACUGGAACUGCGCACUGCGCGGCUGCAGGGUGUUCCCGCCCACCUGGAACAAGCUCCUCCUACUCCGCUCUGUCAGCGGCUGCAGGCGAUGCAGGGUCGAUACAACAGUGUGAAGCAGAGGAGCAAGGAGGGUCUGAAGGCAGCCAGGAUGGAACUGGAGGACAGAGAAAAGCUCAGAGAGGAGCUGCAGGGCGUUCGAGUCUGGCUGGAGGCCGCAGAUGGUGUUCUGUCAGAGAUGAAGCAGACCAGCAGCACACAGGAGCUUCAGGAGGUUCACAGCCAGCUGUGUAACCAGAAGGCUUUGGUCCAGCGCAUCAUGGAGAGCCUGAAGAUGAAGUACUCAGACAUGUACACUCUGGUCCCGGCUGAGAUCGAAAGCCAACUGCAGGAGGUCAACAAAUCGCUGCAGCAAGUGGAAGUAAAGGUGGCAGAGGCGGUGGAGAAGAGCGGCCCCGUCCACAGACUGGCGGCGAAGCUGUCUGAGAUCCAUGCUGGCCUGACGUCAGUUCAGAAAAGACUUGAACAGAAAAGCCCCAAUGUGACUCAAGCAAAGAUCACUCAGAAGCGUGUGUGGGACGAGCUGGACGUGUGGCACUCGUGUCUGGCGGCGCUUGAGGUGGACAUGCAGGACUUGGAGAAACCAGAGGAGGCGUUUGCUCUCACUGAGAGACUUGUGGAGGUCCAGCAGCUCCACUCCCACCUCGCCAAGCAGGCAGAGCAGAGGACCACCCUCCUCAGCAAGAUCCACACAUGGCUUCAGGAGCAUCAGGAGAUGAUUACCAGCUCUAAAAGCUGGAUGACUGAGGCAAAGUCAUGGCUCGCUACUCCCUGCAUCUACACCACCGCUAAAUGUCUCAGCAGCCACGUUCACACUCUGCAGAUGGUGUUGGAUGACUCGGCACAGAUCCGAACCACUCUGCAGGGAUUCAGCUCAGUCCUGAAGGAAAUGUCACCGGUCUGUGACAUCACAACUCUCCAGGAACAGCUGGUUGAAGUCGAUCAACAAGUGGCCAAUGUUCAGGAAAGCUUCACUGCUCCUCUGUCUCAGCUGGGGCAUGCUGCUGAUGAGGUGGAAGCCAUUGAGAGUGAAGUCAGGCGGAUGGAGACUGAUGUGGCUGAGAUCAAGACCUUCUUAUCAUCUCCAGAGACUUUCCCCAGCCCCAGAGAAGAAAGCCUCAAGGCUGUGGAGCAGAGGAUCCAGUCCAUGAGGAGGACUGUAGCUGAGAUCCAGAAGUGUAAACCCGGCCUGUGUCUUCCAGAGAAGGCUGAAGAGACUCUGACUGUCUUUGGUGUCGUGGACCAGCUGCAGACUCUGCUGCUCGAACUGGAGAAGAAGGUCCCUGCUCUGUUCAUCCAGCAGCCUCCAACUCCGGUCCAAGCCAAAGCUCCGUCAGCUAAACAGACGACCUCUCAGCCUCAGCUCCUAACAUCCGCUUCAGAGGAGGCUGAGAAGGAACAAGGAGAGCAGGGCCAAAUCAGAAUUGCUCAUGUUGGAGAGGAUGUACUGAAGAGAACAGGAGCUUCACUGCAGACUGUGGAGCAGUCCUCACCUGAACAGAGACAGUCCUGGACACCUGAGAGCACUCAGCAGUGGGAGCAUCAAGGCGUGCUCCAGGCUGAAGAAGCCACAGAGAAAACAGAGAGUCAGGAGCAGACAGUGGAAGAAGGUGGAGGAGGUGUUUUAUGGUGGCUCUGGGAUGCUUUCCUGGGCGCUUCGCCAGAGGAAACUCUGGUUGUCCCACAAGAGACUGAAGGUGCCACUGGACUAACCACUGAACAAACUGGAGAAGUUAGACAGGAUGUUGAGAGCCCCACUGACACCACAGAAGCAAGUUCAUCUGAAGCUUUAUCAAAAUCCCCCGGCACAGUCACAGCUCAGUCACUGCCUGAGAGCAUGGUAAACGCCUCCACCGUAAAAGUCUCCAAACCCGACUCUCAGCAGAAAUGUGUAGUCUCCUAGAUCUACAGCUUCUAUCACUAGAACUUUUCACUUCCUCUUGACUCAAGCAUUGAACUUCCAGCUUCUUCUAGAGACAUGUGCAGAGCUAGAGCUAAACCUCAGAGGCAAGCCUAGAUUUUACUGCCUCUUCUCGAAUCAGAGAAGACUUACGAAUUUUCUCUACAGCCAAUUCAAGAACUCCCAACCAUAGGACUCGAAACCUCCUCUAGAACCUUCUCUAGAAUCCCUGUUGUUUUCAGACCUGUCAUUCCUUCUAGAACCAAGCCUAGCACACCAAUGUGUACAACCAAAGAUCUCCCAACCUCUUAUAUGUCCAACCUUUAAAGUCCUCUAGAAUCUAACAGAGCAAACUUGGAAAUUUACAUUUUUCUAGAGAUCUAGGUAUGUAAAACCCAAGUCUCCUAGACACAGAUGUACAUCUCUUCAGUCUAGAGACAGUGCGACCUCUUCUAGAUCCCCCAACCUCUUCUCGGUCCAAUCUUUAAAGUCCUCUAGAAUCAAGCCUAGAUGUCAAAGCUUCCUCUAGAAUUUCAGAGGAAACUUGGAACUUUACGUUUUUCUAGAGCAAAUAAAUGCAGUGUUUUGUUUUUUUUCUAGAGAUCUAGGCAUGUAAAAACCCACUUCUCCUAGACAUGGGUCUACAGCUCUGCAGUCUAGACGGUACAACCAAUUCUAGAUCUCCCAAGGCCUUCUAGAUCUAGCCUUAGAACUCCCAAUGUCUUCUUGAAUCAAGCUUUAGAUUUCAAGAACUCAUCUAGAAUCUUUGAGAACAAGCCCUAGAACUCCUGGGACACUGGGACUCCCAAAUUAUUCUAGAUUAAGGUCUAUAGCCUCGUCUUCUGUACUCAGAUCUAGAGCUCAGUAUGUCUUCUAGAGCUACUUUGAUGUUUUUCUUGAGCCAUAUCUUUCUUCCAGUCCCCAUGUGUUCUGGAACCAAACCUAGAACACCAUUUUUUCUAGACCCUGUUCUAGAUUUCUCAACUUCUUCUAGAUCUAUCAAUAGAACUUGUAGUGCCUUUAUGAAUCCUUGUAGAAAAAAAAACUGGAACUUGACUUUUUCUAGAACCAUUUUCUUUACAACCAAAUUCAGAACGCUUCUAGAACUAAACCUAGAACCUUCAUUUUUCUAGAACCAAGUUUAGAGUGCCUCAAGUAUUCUGGCUCCAAGCCUAGAUCUUCAGGUCCUCCUUGAAAUGUCUCAACCCUCAGUGCAUUUACAUGGCAGAGAAUUCCAGAUAUUGCCGUCAGCAGUUCGAAGCUUUGGACAGUUUGUUUACAUUAGACAUUUGAUGGUUUGUCAGUGUUUCUUACUACAGUAUGAAAAAUAAAAUAGAGUUCAGGACUAAGUACUAAAAUCAAACAUGUGCCAAAGAUGUACUUUCUCCAAAAUGAAUUGUGUGUUUACAUGAAGGACUACUGAGCUUGUCCAUCCUGAUGAAUGAUUCUGCCUACUUGUUGACGAGUGCUCGCCACUGAGACGUGGUUCAAGACGACAACACAGUAUUUUGUGAGACGUGUUUGACGAGGUGACGGUUACUAUUUUACCAAAAACAGAAAGCAGACUUGACAUUUAGCAUGUGGGGUGGAUGGUUUUUGGUCUGUAAUAAGCUUCUGCAUGGACCUUAAGUCUGAUGGGUUAAUAUGUUUUUAUAAAGUGUACUAAUAGACACAUUGUGUGAACCAUGUUUUUAUAAUGUAUCAUAUAGGGAAUGGUGUUUUAAGUUAGUUCAACUUUUCAAUUGUUGACCUUUCAUUUACUGUCUGAGCUCAUUUACCAGCAAAUGCUGAGCGAAUUUGUUAAAAUAAACUUGCUUGCUUACCUGCACCUGCCAUUUGAAUUUCCAUAAGCUGAACAUGAUAAUAAAUUCUUGUUUACAGAGUUGAUCGAUUAACUGAUUGAUUAUUAGGUCAGUAAACUGCUCAGUCACUGCCUGGCAGCAGGAGAGUGUGGAGAAAGAUUCCCGCUUUGUUAUGAAUCAGCAUAUUUACUUUCACUCUCUACAAUGCAGAUUUUAUACUUAAGAAAGUUUUCUAAGAUGACUGUUGGCCAUGAAAAUGCACUGGUGUGACAUGAUUACUGAUUAACACGCUGCUGUUGGCAGGUGAAAACCACGUAACUCCAAAUUUAGUUUAAGUUUCUUAUUACCUAAUGAAAGAGAUCAUACUGAAAUGAUCAAGGCUCAUCCAUAAUUUCAUUCAUAUCAAUUUAACAACAGCAACAACAUCUGAGAAGCCACCAUUUUUGGAGAUACAAGGUUUUCACCUGGAAGCAGUGGUACUGAGAUGUCUUAAGUUACAUGGCAUGUGCUGUACUUGUACUUGUUCCACUUUUGUCUUUCCAUUCUGUCUACAUAUCCAAACAAGAGCACAAAUACAAAUAAACCCACAACAGUGAUCCACUC
This is a messenger RNA of Epinephelus lanceolatus (giant grouper), 14167 nucleotides long. Lineage: Eukaryota; Metazoa; Chordata; Actinopteri; Perciformes; Serranidae. The record is from RefSeq and is a predicted model, not a curated record.